Molecule: messenger RNA, 6063 nt
Organism: Durusdinium trenchii
Lineage: Eukaryota; Dinophyceae; Suessiales; Symbiodiniaceae
Source: the annotation of a GenBank genome assembly
AUGGAGGCUGGAACCUCGCUCCGAUAUUUUUCGGGGGAGGAUUGCGACCACCGAGAAUAUCGACGGUGGAAACAGUGGGUGGUCAACAAGAUGCGAACAAUGGAUAAGCUGGAUGAGGCUGCACGUGGCUCGUUCAUUUGGACCCUCCUGUCAGGCAAAGCGCUGGAAGUGGUAGAGCAUUUGAAGGAAGAAGAUUACCAGGUGAAGGGCGGUGAUCUUGUCAUCUUCAAGCUACUUGACAGGCGGUGGCCUGAGCUGGAUCGCACGGACGAGAUCGGCGAGAACAUCGCCGAGGUGUUCGCCCUUCGGGCGAAAGAAGGGGAGACCCUUCGUCAGUGGUGCGCCCGUGCUCGUGAGUGCUUCGACAAGUGCGCUCGCAAGACUGGCGUAAAAUCCCCAGAAGAGGCCCGAGGAUGGAUCCUGCUGAACCAGUCCGGAAUGGCAGAAGCUGAUCGUGCCAUCUGCUUAGCUCGAGCUCAAGGCGAUCUAAAGUUUGAUACACUGUCACAGGCCAUGAGGUCUUGCUUCCCGGACUAUGUCAUGCCGAAGCGCCGUACAUUGGGGGCCCAUGUUGUGGAAGAAGCGGGUUCCGGCCCCGUUGAGCCGGAGGAUUCAUUGCAAGACAUCGAGCUGUUUCUGGCCGAGCACGGCUAUGAAGAGUCAGGUGAACCACAUCUGACGGGUGAAGAGCUGGAUGAAGAGGACGCGGCCGAGAUCUUGGCCACGACCUGGAAGGAGCGACGCUCCGAGUUGAACCAAGUCCAAAAGGGUCGAAGGUUCACUGUAGUGGAUAGCCCAGCAGAGCAUUUCGUGUGCACUGCAGCUCUUUGUCCGGAGUUGCCCAAUGAAGUUUUGUUGGUGAGCAGUCCAGGGUUCGCCAUCCUGGACAGUGGCUGUGGAAAGACCAUUAUCGGCCAGGACACCCUCGAGUCCUUCAAGAAGAUCUGGACUCGAUGUGGCAUUCCGGAGCCACCCCUUCGAAAGGAAUCCAACCAGUUCCGCUUUGGGAACGGUGAGCUGGAGGUGAGUUCUCACAUGAUCGAUCUCCCAGUGUUUUUGGCUGGACGCCCUGGUUUUGUGAAAGCCGCUAUUGUGAAGGGAUCAGCCCCGCUGCUCCUGUCGAGGCCGGCAAUGAAGACCUUGGGCGCCUCCAUGAACUUCGGAGAAGAUAAGCUGACCCUGUUUUCUGACCGGGUUGAGAUUCCGCUGGAGGUGAAUGCUGCCGGACAGUAUGCUGUGAACGUGUCGGCGUUUCCGAAGCAUGCCGCCGAGUUGUUUCCGCAGCCUGUUUUGAAGCCAGUGCCCGAAGCCGUUGAGCCUGCAGCUCAACCAUGCCACUCGGUCUCGGUUGCUUUCAAUCAUCAACAUGCCCGUAAGAAAGAUUUUUGGGAGUUGAAGCCCCGGGAACGUUUGGUUAUUCGCCACCAUCUUAAACCCCGGGAAAGGUUGUUCACCCCGCAGGGCACCCAAUGCCCUAUUGAUGUUGAGAUGCUUCAAUCCGAGCGCAUAACCCAUUUCGAUACUCCGCCGCCGUUGCCUUGGGACCAUCGGGAUUCAUGGUUUGAGCCUGAUACUGCACAUGCCGCUCUCGGUGAACAACCGUGGACGGGUAGAACCGUCUUUCGACUUCGCUCCGAUGCCGUCAUGCCGUCAAUUGCUUAUGCCCAGGAUGAGAUCGAGCAGCUCCAUGUCACUCAGUGGACUGCCAAGCAGCAUCGACAGUUGAUGGCGCAAGUCAAGGUGCCUGAUCGGGAGGACCAGGUGCCACAAGAUAGGUACAAUGUCAUUGAGGUAUUCUCUCCACCACGAUUUGCACUAGAGGGUGCAACUCGGGGAUUUCGUGUUCUGUCGGCCGACCUCAGCACGGGAUGGGACUUCCGUCGGAAACGUGAUCGUGAAGACCUUUUGACACUCGUUCGAACCAAUCCGCCUGAUUUGCUAGUGUUGUGCCCGCCAUGCACAUGGGCAGGGGGCUGGUGGCACCUCAAUCGUUUGCACAUGGAUCCAAACGAGGUGCGACUUAGGGAAACGUGGACUCAGUUGUUUGUGCGUUUCUGUUGCCAGCUGAUGGAAAUCCAACUGGCGUCAGGAGGUAGAUGCUUGUUCGAACAUCCCCAAGAUUCGAUUGCUUGGAAAAUGCCAUGUAUGGAAAAGCUUCAAUCACGAUUGCAUUCCGUGUUUGUGGAUAUGUGCUGUUAUGGCCUUCGUGUCCCAGGCGGCUCUCUGAUCCGCAAGGCCACUAGGUUGGCAGUCUCUCAUGCCGACAUGAGAUGCCUAGGUAAGAAGUGCCCUGGUCCCACUCACACUGAUCACCAACAUCACCAGAGCAUAGCCGGAAGUUGGCCUAAAAUAGGUUCCAUCAGCAAGCAUGCAGCAAAGUAUACUUCGACCUUUGUCAGAGCUGUCCUUCGUGUGACCAAGGGGCUUCCGAAGACCGUUGGCCUGGUGGUUCAAUCAGAUUGUUCCACCGAAUGCCUAGUAGCUCACACGCUUGAGGACCUGAAUCAAGAGGACAAUGAAGCCAAGAUCAAAGACAGCCUUCGUCGAUUGCAUAAUAACCUUGGACAUCCUACGAAUCAACAGCUUGUGAGAGUCCUCAAGCAUGGGGGUGCCUCCGCGGCCGCUCUGGAAGCGGCGCAUCGGUUCUCGUGUGACCUGUGUCUUGCCCAGAAGACGCCUAAGGUAGCAUUGCCAGCUCAGGUCCAUCGAACUGUGGAGUUUAAUGCUGUUGUUGGAAUUGACAUCAAGUAUUUGCCUGGGUGGGACACCAACCAAAAGAUUCCAACCCUCAAUAUCGUUGAUCAAGCCAGUUCCUUGCAAAUCAUGGUCCCAGUGUUCAAGCGUGAGACAUCCGACAUCAUCAAGCAAGCGUUCAUGGAACGAUGGGUGUCUUGGGCAGGCAUGCCACAAGAGAUUGUGUGUGACCCUGCACGCGCCAAUGUGGCCGACGCGUUCACUGCCGUGCUUGAGCAGGGAGGAGCGAGCUUCAAGUUGACUGCCGGUGAUGCACACUGGCAGUUAGGUAAGACUGAAGUUCAUGGGGGCUGGUUUAGUCGAGUGCUUACCAAGAUUUUGUCGGAACAUGCACCCCGAAACCAAACCGAAUGGCUUGACUGUGUAAAUGCAGCGCACUGUAAGAACCAGUUAAUCCAGGUGUACGGUAUGACCCCAGCUCAGUUCGUGUUUGGGAAGAACCCUAGAGUGCCUGAGAACUUGCUCGAUGAACCCCUAGAGAUCGUACCUGCCACCUCGGCCCUGUAUGAUGAAGCCGUUGCCAAGCAAGUUGCAAUCCGACAAACUGCUCGGAAAGCAGUGCUUGACUUGCAAGAUAGCAAGGCGCUUCGACAAGCCUUGGCCGCCCGGCCUCGUGUGCAUCACACCUACAGCCCUGGAACUCAUGUAGCCUAUUGGCGAUCUCAAAAAUGGAUUCAUGGGUCCUUGGAGAAGACUGGACGAUGGUGUGGUCCUGCACUGGUGUUGGGUUAUGUGGGUCGUAAUCUAGUGAUCAUCCAUAAGAGACAAAUCUUCCGGUGCGCACCUGAGCAGAUUCGUCCAUCAACCCAAGAUGAGCUCAAGCUGACCGAAACUCCCCACAUGGAUUUUCUGGGUAUCAAGCACUUGAUCGAAUCUCAUCAGCUCGAAAGUAGGCAAUACGUUGAUUUGACCUCCGAGUCGUACCCUGGUGUUGAUCCUGAAAUUGGAGAAGAUAGUCCACCAGUCAUGGCCGACCGGUCUUCCGUUGCUGAGCGUAAUAAACCUCGUGUUGGGCCAUUUCCCAUGAAUGCACCUCCAGAUGAGGAAAGUGAGUCACCGGAGCCACCACCACUCAUCGACAAGAGUCCAAUGGAAGCUGCAUAUGGCCCCGUCCGACCGCCGAGACGGCGUGUUGGUCAAAAGGAUGGCCCCAUGGCUCUGUAUCGUCCAGGACGAAUGGCACAAGAAGACUUUCAAGAGAUGAUGCAAGAGAUUGUUCCUGAACUACUUCAACAAGUCUUGCAAAAAGAGCCAUCCAGUAGUCCGGACCACACAGAUCCACCACCAGCCGGCGAAGGAUCAUCUUCGAGUUCGAGUCGAGGGACGAAACGAUCGAUCGAACCAACUGAAGCCGACGUUGAACCGGUCGACAAACGUCUCCAUGGGAUAGAAGAAGAUCUGUUAGUAGAAAGUGCCACUUUUGCCAUGGAUGAAAUUGGUGUUUGCUCGGUAGAACUCCUUCAAAGCCAUUCCAUGGGUAACCUUCAUGACGGUCUCGAUCAUAUUGCCAAACAAGAACUGGUGACUUUGUUCCAACAGGGGAUGCCUUGUGAAGUACUCGUCGCCGCAUAUAUGCAAAAGAAGGCCGCAAAAGAAAUUCCGGUGACAGGUAACCCUCCAGAGAUUCAGAAGAAAGUAGAUGAAGCAAAAUUGUUGGAAUGGAACACCAUUGAAGGAAAGCAUGCUGGUCGUGUCGUACUCGGUAAUGAGGCUGAUGAUGUUCGUAAGUACCUGAGCCAUCGCAUCAUGGGUAGUCGGUAUGUUAUGACCUUGAAAGUUGAAGACGAUGCCGCCCCUCGCUUCAAAGCUCGUUGGUGCCUCCAGGGUCAUUUGGACCCAGACCUCACCGCCAAGGCCGAGCUUGGAGACCUCCAGAGUCCCACACUGUCCCAGGUUGGUCGUAACCUGAUUUUUCAAUUGUUGGCUAGCCAUCAGUGGGAGAUGCAGUUGGGGGAUAUAAAAGGGGCAUUUCUGUCUGCUGGUAAUCUUCCCCAACGUUACAAGCCACUGUAUGCCUCUUUGCCAAAAGGGGGCAUUCCUGGUAUCCCAGAUGGAGCCUUGAUAGAAGUGCUAGGACACGUGUACGGAUUGAAUGACUCACCGGCUGCAUGGUACAAGAAGUUGAGCCAUGAAUUGCUUGCCGCCGGUUUCGAACGGUCUCGAUUCGACUCAUGUCUUUUCUAUUUUCGAGAAAAUGGAAAACUGACAGGAAUUUAUGGUGUUCAUGUGGACGAUUGUGUGACAGGAGGGUGUGGUUCUGGCUAUGGAAAGGCCAUCGCUCAGCUGAAACAGACCUUUGAGUUCCGCAAGUGGCGUACUCAGAAUGGUGAUUUCUGUGGUGCACAAUACAUACAAGACCCCAAAACCUUCGAAAUCAGCAUGAAGCAAGAACGGUUUGUUCAGAAGGUAAAACCUCUGCACUUGUCCCGUGAUCGAUCACGAAACCGCGAGGCAUUGUUGAAUGAAAAAGAGGUAAGUUGCUUGAGAGCUAUCAAUGGGAGUCUCAACUGGUUGUCGACUCAAUCACGACCUGACUUGUCAACUCAAGUGUCGUUCUCACAACAAGCAUUUCCUCGACCAACAGUGAAUGAUGCUAUUGCCGCAAACCAUGCCGUAAGACGGGCCCGCCAACAUGCAGAUUUGGCCAUCAGGUUUAGUCACAUUCCACCGUCCGAAUUGGGUCUCAUGUGUCAUUCCGAUGCCGCCUUCGCCAACGGUCGAUCGGGUUCCACUCAAGCUGGUUUCAUGGUUAGUUUUGUACAUCAAGGGAUUAACUCAGGUCAUGAUAGUCCUUGGACUCCGGCUUAUUGGAAAAGCCACAGGUUGCCAAGGGUGGUCAGCUCGACUUUGAGCGCUGAAGCCCAGAGUAUGGCCACUGCAUCUAGUAUGCUAGAGUGGACUAACCUUUUGCUGUCGGAGGCCUUGGACGGUCCCCGCUUUGCGCAUAGCCUGUGGAACGGAGUCGAUCACAGAUUGACCAUGUUGAUCACCGACUGCAAGUCUCUCUAUGAUCACUUGAUCUCAAAUUCUUCCCCUACUUUACAUGAUCGGCGAACGGCCAUAGAUAUUGUGAUUUUGAGAGAUUGUGUUUUUCGGACGAAGUCUCAGCUUCGAUGGAUUCCCACUGACAGAAUGCUAGCCGACGGACUCACAAAGGAAAGCCCAGAGGCCCUAGACCUCAUUCGUGCCUGUCUCCGUACCGCACGCUACCAGAUAAGUCCUGAAAGUGUGGUUUUGGAACGCCGAGCACAAGAGAGGGAUCGUCGAAAACAGUUUGCAUCAAAGGGUCCACCUCCUCCUGCCGAGAGA